This is a messenger RNA of Bombyx mori (domestic silkworm), 1772 nucleotides long. RefSeq names its product tetraspanin-1. The record is from RefSeq and is a predicted model, not a curated record. Gene Ontology annotation, cellular component: plasma membrane. The transcript has a single exon. Bases 746 to 1732 code for a protein of 328 amino acids. NCBI's taxonomy places the organism in Eukaryota, Metazoa, Arthropoda, Insecta, Lepidoptera, Bombycidae.
UUUAAAGAAAUACUUAACGCGUGUUGAUGAACGACCUCCACGAUGAAGGAAUGUCGUCAUGUAAUAAAAAUGAAACUCUAAAAUUUUAUAGAAUUACGUAAUCAUCGGUAUUAAAAGCCACCAAAAAAAUUUGAAAUGUUUGUCUAUAGUUUUAAAAUAAAGAGUUUUUAAUCUCAUACAGUCAUCGGCACUUGAUUAAAAGAAAAAAUUAAUAUUUUAUCUUCGAACCGCCGCAAUCGAACCUAUUCCGUCUGAAAUUUUAUUGUCUGGUAGAGAAUAAUAAAGACAUAUAAUAAUAUACAGAAGAGCAAAGAAGUAAUAUUUUGUGACACCCUAGAAAUUAUUUAGAAUCAUGUUUAAAAAUUUAUAAACUAAGAAAACGGAAAUCCCGAUGUUUUCCGUUUCCUAUUUUUCCUUCCUAGUUUCUUAUUUUUUUAUUAGUUUUCCUGUAUAUGAAUCGUGAAUUCACGUUAUCAGUAUGUAUGUGAUAGAUAUUUAGCAAACGUGUUAAUUUUUUCCACAUGUUAUAUUAUAAUCGUGUAUUUAUAUAUAAUAAACUAUAAAAGUUCGCUUUUUACAAACAGCCGUAAAAAAAAUUUUUUGUCAUGGACUCAACUUUCUACAUAAAUCCUUAACGUUUUGAAAUGCCAAUCAUAUCUAAAUGUCAAGAGUUUCAUCAAAUGUCAUUACAAUUGUAAUCGUUCAUUAACCAAUAGGUUUAUUAAUUUAAAUAAUCAAAUGAAAAAUGCAUACGGUCGGGUUGCCUAGGACGUGUCUCGGCUUCACAAACGUCCUGUGCUUCAUAUUGGCUUUCAUUAGUUUCGUAAUAUGCGCAUGGUGUGCCAUUAACACUGAAUUCUUUGAGGAAGUAAAUUAUACAGUCACGAAGAGUCAGUCAGUUAGGACGAUAGCUAAAUUUAUGAAUUUAAAAGUGUGGAUAACACCGAUCACCACGAUCCUGAUGCCGGUGGGGGUCGUUGCGAUGCUGACGUCAUGCUGUGGCCUUCUCGGCGCAGGAUGCAAAGUCAAAUGCGCCAUCAAAUCGUAUAUCUUUCUAGUCUCGGUACUGUCAUUGGUCGGGUUCUGGCUCUUCAUUAUAUCAGGGUUAUACAACAUCUAUACGAACAACGAAAAGACCGCAAGGUACAUGCAAGGUUCCAUACGACAUUACUACGGCAAAGAAGACGAUUUCUUCACUUAUAUUUGGAAUUACACGAUGGUUAACCAUGAGUGCUGUGGUGCAGUUAGCUAUAGAGAUUUUUCUAAAUCGGUUUGGCGGGAAAACAAUCCGGACAAGCUGUUUCCCGUUCAGUGUUGCACGCUAGCGAAUACGUCGAGCCUGGAGCCUGUAUCUAAGAAAUGUAAUACAGAUGAAGAAGAUGAGCAUAGCCACAAGGAGAUAGGGUGUAUGCACGCCCUGAGGAAAUCAAUUAAAAUUAACAAAGGAAAGAUAAUUUUUUACUUGAUCUUAUUGGCGGUUUUGUAUUUGGUGUUAAUGCUGUUUUCGUAUUGCAUCAUAAAAGGGGAACCGCUGCUAGGAGCCAUGGCCACAGGGUUCGCGAAUGUAUUGAAUCCAAAGCCCAGAGAAGAGACACAAGUAAUCCAGUCGCGUACGUCGUUGGAGAAUAUGAUAUUCGUUGAGGAGCCGCCAAAGAAAGUGAUGAGAGUAGUAUCGACCGCGAAUCCCUUUCAGACUUACACUUUUGCACCGAAUUCUUACUCCGUGAAAUGAAACCUGAACGAUUUUUAUGAAAUAAAGGAAUAAAACAUUA